UUUAAAGUUCUUUUUUUUAGGCAAUUAGCAAAAUAUAUUUAUUAUGGUUAAAAAUGUGUUGAUAUAGAUUUAGAAUGGUCUGUACAAAAUACUUUGACAUAUGGACACGAUAUUGGUUUGUUGCUGGCAAUAUUUUACUUGUGAUUCGUAUAGUUUCUGCGACGGGAAGUUACUCUUCGUGUCACGUGACCGAGGAAGGCAUCAACGUCACGUGGUCUUUGUAUCCUAACACGUCACUCCUCGUCAAUCGGAAUACAACAUUAUAUAAUAGAAGCAGUAAUAACUCGUCGUCUGUAUUUUACAAAAUAACUUGGAAGCCAGCGGGUCAUAAUGACACCGAACAAGUACAGUUACUGACAGCAAACAUAAGCAGUUACAUCAUAAAAGAUUUAAAUUCAUCAACGAGUUACAACGUGGCUGUUUCAUUGGAGUCGGAUUUAAAUCAAACUGUUUUUGAUUCUGAUACCAAUUCUACAGCAGCUGUGUUGCAAUGCCAAGUCGAAACGUUAAACGGAGUGGCAACUGCACCGAAAAACGUCACAGUAGAACCUCGUUCUCCAACUACAGCCGAAAUGAAAUGGAGAUCGCCUGAUCCGACGCAUGGUGGAAUUGAAUUCUACACUGUUCAAUAUAGAUUUCGUAACAGCAGCGACAUUACUACCGUUCGGGUGAAUGCUUCAAGAAGACGAUACGUUGCUAGGAAUCUGUUAUUCCAUAGCAUGUACCAGUUCAGGGUGUCUGCUCAGAAUCAACACGCUGGUGCAUUUACGCCAUGGAUUCAAUUAAAUUUGGAUGUUAAGACGUUCCUACUCUUUGCUGAAGUACCCGAUAACAAAAAAGACAAUUUUAAAAAUGCCCUUCCUUCUAUUCUUCCUUUGUCUUACUUGGGGUCAAGUGAGGUCAACUCAACCAGUUUUAACCUGGGCAGGGGGUGGACAAGGGUUUUCUACCAUAUUUACUUUGAUGUUGGAAUUAACAUAACACGAGGAGAAAUAUCAAUUAUUAUGAGAAGAAAUCGUGCAAGGCAUAUUGUUCAUUUCGCAAGAGAUGUGAUUGUAUAUGAUAUUCGGUUUUGUAACAGCCCUUUAAAUUUUUGCCCUGCUUCUGCCACUUGUGAUGAUUUGAUUGGUCAAUACAGAUGUUCAUGCAUGGAUGAUUUUAUUGACAUUGGGGUCAGAGGUCAUAGGUUCCCUGGUCACCAAUGUGAAAUGAAUACAGAUGAACCACUGGAUUUGACACUUGAAGUUAUAAACCCCAGCAGUGUGAACGUUAUAUUUGGUGAACCAGAGUCCAAUCUUGGGGAUAUAAUUAAAUACCAAGUGGAAUGGCAAACUAUAUCAGGAGUUAUACAACCAGCAAGGGUGAUUGACAUAAACAUAGUGGAUUUUUACAUUGAAUAUAUUUUGGACAAUCUUCCUCAAAACGAGGUACAUCGUGUUCGUGCUCGAGCGAUCACCAAUCAAGCGAAUGGAAGAUGGUCGCCAUGGUCACAAGUUCGAACUGUGUCUCUUCUAUACAAAGUGAUCUUUGAUUUGAACCUAAAUCGGACCGUCCACAACUACCAAUCUAUUCGCACUGAAGUACAUCAGAACAUAACAUUAUAUGCAAAAGAAGUUCUUUCAUCUCUACCACAACUUGUAACAGAUGUUCAAAUGCAACAAUCGGAUUUCACAGGCCAGGGCAAAAUUAGGUUCCAAGCAAUUAUUUUUCUAGAGCCUCCAUAUUCAGAAACAACAGAAUCUGCUGCCACGUCACUGUCUGCUCUUCAGAGGGGAAUAAAAAGAUUAUUUUAUCCUCAUUUAACCGACACUAUGCCCUUGGGAACUGUCAGCUAUUCUUCUAUUCAAGUUACAGACAUUGAUGAAUGCAGAACCCAAUUAUCAGACUGUCGAGGAAAUCCCUGUUCCAAUACACCAGGAUCAUUUGAAUGUAGUUGUCCACCUGGAAUGGUCGACGUUAGUUCAGAUUAUCUUUUAUUACCUGGUCGUACAUGUAUCGCAUUUGAUGCUCCUCAGAACUUCCGAGCAUCACUAACUGAUCCUCAAUCUGCUCUCCUUACUUGGAAGAUUCCUCCUCAAUUAAGAAGAAGAAGACUCAAGUAUUGGUUCGUAGUCGAAUCAAAAAAACGCUCAGGCACAAAUAUUACUUCGGAACAAUAUCAUAUCUCCAAUUCUUCUCGAUUUUUCGAAGAUACUUUUGUAAUGAGGGCCAUUGUUAAUGGUCUUGUGUCGAACUCUGUUUACAAGUUUCGUGUUGCUGCUGCUAAUGUAAAUGCUGUUGGGAAAUUCACGCCAUGGGUGACACUAGAAACAAGUCACGCCAUCUUUAUAUUGAAAUUAAACAUAACAAGAGUGUUAUACACAUUGGAAUUUGAGAAUACAAAUAAUGAACACACAAUUGAAAUUUCACAAAACGUCAGAAACUUGAUUACACAAGUGGUUGGGAAUAGAAUAAGACAAUACAUCUCAACUGGCAAUGUGACUUUGAUACCAGGCAUACACAGAAGAACUUAUGCGAUUGCGCAAUUAUUUUUCGGUUCUGAGUCUCCAGUUGCAAUCAACCAACUUCAGCAAGUUUUUGAACAUAAUACUUUAUAUGAGGAAACACUGGGAGUGGAUUUUAGUGCAGUUGAAAUAAAAGAUUUUGACGAAUGUGGGAGUGGUUGGCACGACUGUUCACCGAACGCACGUUGUACGAACAUUGUCUCCGGCUUUAGAUGUCAAUGUAUUGGUAAUUAUGAAGAUUGGAGUAAUAGAAGGAACCUUCAACCUGGUAGAUACUGUGUGAAUGAUGAUCUUACCACAACUCCACAAUCAACUACUGCGGCCGUUACGCAAGCCAUCAACCAUACAACAACUACAGCAGUUCAAACUACUCAGAUUCCAACACCCAAUGUUGUAAUAUACGUGGUAGCUAUUACGCCAACUAAACUAAAAUUAACAUGGAGGCGAGACGGCCCUCCAGAUGGGGGACGACGGGCCAGUGAUUUGGAUUAUGUUUUCCAAUACAAGAUCAAAGGCCAUGCACGAACAACACCUUUAACACGUUGGACACAACGUACAAUAGCAUCCGGUAUUAGCAGUUUAAUUAUUCCUGGUUUGCAUCGUAACCUCAUAUACUUGGUUCGUGUGGCUGAAAAAUGGAAAGAUGCUUCAACAGUUCAUACGUCAUUUACACGACCUGUUCAAGUCAGAUUAAGUGUAAAAUCUUUCCGUAUUUUUCUUCGGUUUCCGACACUCAACUCGGAUGUUUUGACUUCCAUUGAAACAAAAUCUCUACUGGCAGAAUCUAUUUCAAACCAUAUUUCCGACACAUUUUCCAGCACAACUGUGCUUACGAACUACCCUAUGCUUUACUAUGGUAGCACUAAUAGAGAUGUAACAUUUUCAAAUAUUCCAAAUCAAGGUAUAAUUUCAUCGUCAAUCUUACAUUUCUUGCUAUCCAGCACAGCAGAUGUUACUGCUGUAAGAAACUCAUAUUUAGAAGGUUCACCUUUAGCUAGCAGACAAUAUCCUACUGUAUUCAUGUUUGUUGAAGACGUGAAUGAAUGCUCCAUCCCAAGCAUGAACGAUUGCCCAAUUGGUGCAAUAUGUUCAAACACUGAGGGAUCUUAUGCUUGCGAAUGUAGACGUGGUUUUUUAGAAGCAGGUGCACUUCAUUUCUUGCUUCCCGGACGCCUAUGUAUUCCCAUGUUGACUCUAUCCCCACCCAGUGUUGGGACUACAACAGAAAAUUUCAGAACUUCAACUUUUUCAAACGAAAUAAUGACGAACCCUGCAAGUACAACUUCAAUUCAACAAUCUUUAUUAACAACAACAACAACAACAAGUGUAUCGACAGUUACAAAUUCAACAUCAUUAACCACAACACCUCAUGUUCCUAUUAACCGUAUCGGUUUGGUGGAUCCAGCUUGCAAAAAAGGACAGCGCUUAAUAGAAAGCUUAUGCCAAGAUGUUCAAAUUUUCCUUGGUUCAAUUGAUGCACUACAGACAUCUGGUACAAAUAUAAGUUCGGUUAAUUUGGAAGCUGUGGGAUUAACUUUCAUCAAACGAUUUGUUAAAGCAGCGUUAAACCAUCUCUUCUCCCAACUAAAUGAAGUUACGAACUAUCAAGACACAUUAAUCCAACAUGUACAAGCUUUGCCAGUAGUUGGUGCACGUGUUACAUUUGUUAUUAUAUCGGUAAAAGAUACUUACACCAGUACAAGGUUUAAAAGACAAACUUUCUACAAUGUACAGAUGGAUGCCAACUCUAUAGAAAAUGGUUUGAAGCGAACAUUGCGAACAACUGCGGGAGUUGUGUCUCCAUUUAGGGGAACUCCUGUGCUCUUUAAAAUAAACACUGUUAGAAUUUCAGAUAUUGACGAGUGCUCAUUGCGACUGAGUGAUUGUGAUGUCAUAAGGGCUGAUUGUGAGAACACACAGGGUUCGUUUGAAUGUCGAUGCAAACCAUUCACACGUGAUGUUUCCGUGGUUCAUGAUAGAAGAAGUGGAAGAAGAUGUGAUGGUCAAUGCAAUCCAAUAAGCCCAUGCAUGAAUGAGGCCAGAUGUAUAGAACAAGCUCAAGUUGGCCAACCAUAUUGUGCAUGUACAACUGGAUACAGUGGAAUACAUUGCCAAACUAAAGACGCACCAACUGGCAACAACAGGCUUCUUAUGGCUGCAUUACUAGCUGUGGCUGGUGCGGUCCUUAUAUUUGUCACAUGCGUGGGUAUAUGCUGCUGCUUCAAGCGUAGGAGAAAGAAGAGAGAAAAAGAGAAAAGAGCAGCGAGGAGCGAAAACGAAAGUUAUACGGAUAGCGACUUCAGCGACUCGAGCUCUGAUGACGAUAAUAAUGACGUCACAAUACGUCAAGUGACGUCACACAAGCAAGUAACAACGGUCAAUGAAAAUGGAGCAAAUUCAAAUAUAUCUUUGAUACCAAAGCAAAGUAAAGAUAUAAAGAAACACGAGCCUCCAAAAGAAAGCGUCCCGCAGUCGAUUUACGUCAACAAAAACGUCAUAAAAAAAGACGUCACCGAAAAUGACGUCACCGACACACCCCCGUCUCCAAUUCCAAAAAGAAUGCUCGAUGACGUAGAAGGGGAAACCCCUCCGCCUCUGCCAAUACGAACAACAACAUUGAAACUGGAGAAAAAUGAUGAAGAAAUUCCCCCGGCUCCAUUGCCAAGGCUAUCCAAAGCGCGCACGAAAUCCGCACACAGAAACAGCGGCGAUACCACGUCACAGAAAGUGACGUCACGCCCAGGCAAACGGUCACGAAUCGCUCACUUGCAAAAUAACAAAAUUUCUGGGAAGCGUUUCCAGGUUCCUACACCGAGCGAUUCCUCAGUAAAGUGACGGCCAUUUUCGCGUUAGUUUUGUAACAUGAAUAAGCAAAUUUUGCAUUCUUGUUUAUAUUACUGUGGGGCAGACAGGACACCUUUAGCUUAUAAAAUCUAAAUAUCCGGAUCGUGUAAACAAUUAACAAUGGUCUAUGGGAGUCUUGAAGAUACGGUUUUAUAAUUCUUUAAAUGUUUUAUAUUUACUCCCAAAUGGAACGAGAAAAUACAGCGAAAAGCUGUCCCAUCUUACCCCACCUUACUAAAACACGCGCCAGAGACAAAGACGUGCUUAUGCAGAGAGUAUUACGUGUGUGAGCUUCCUUAUAUUAAAUCAAUAUAUAUAUUGCCA
Ciona intestinalis (vase tunicate) is the source of this 5672-nucleotide messenger RNA. NCBI's taxonomy places the organism in Eukaryota, Metazoa, Chordata, Ascidiacea, Phlebobranchia, Cionidae. The record is from RefSeq and is a predicted model, not a curated record.